Molecule: messenger RNA, 5474 nt
Organism: Cyclopterus lumpus (lumpfish)
Lineage: Eukaryota; Metazoa; Chordata; Actinopteri; Perciformes; Cyclopteridae
Gene: btbd8
Product: BTB domain containing 8
Exons: 19
Coding region: 222-4889 (1555 amino acids)
Molecular function (GO): protein binding
Source: RefSeq, a predicted model, not a curated record
UCCCGUCCUAGUGGGUGGCGAACAGCGUGCAGCGGGAAUGUCAACAACAUCGGUCAGUGGGUCAGCCCGUCAAUGGAGAUACUCAAGCUCGUAACGGAACCUCACACUUCAGGACUAACAUUGGCCAUAAUUCAUUUCUGCGGCGUGCCACCAGGAUUUAUCCAUCCCUGCUCUUCCAGUUCACAGGCGUCUCGUCUCUGUGCCAGGGAACCCAAUGAACUAUGAUCACCACAGAGGCUGCAAGGGAGUUCCAGGCCAAGGAGCGCAAACACAAAGAGCAGCUGAGGAGAUGUUUAUCAUCUGCUUUAUCUGCAGACCUUGACAGGUUGCUGCAGGAGGAGCUGGAGGCAGAUGUCUGUCUGUAUGCCGCGUCUGGCUCGCUCCAAGCUCACAGAGCCGUACUGUUGGCCAGAGCUCCUCAUGUCCUUCGUGGGCAGACGCACAAAGAUCCCUCCAUCGUUCAUCUGUCCGGCUAUGAGCUGUCCGGGUUGAAAGAUUUCCUCAGGCGACUGUACACAGCGGACCAGAGCCUGCGCUCGUCUGAAAUAAUCCCAGACUUGAAGCACUCGGUACCGCAAAGUGAUUCGCCUGUUCCAGACCCGGCAGACCUCCAUAGUUCCUCUGACUCAGAUGCUGCUCUUGAGCCGGCCUCGGGCCUCGGAGCGGACUUGCUGGAUCUGUACCAGAGGGGGGAGCAGUGUGACAUCACCAUCCAAGUAGCGGAGCAGGUCUUCUCCUGCCACAGGGCAAUCCUGUGUGCGCGGUCCCAGUACUUCCGAGCCAUGCUGAGCGGGAGUUGGAUGGAGAGCUCCAGACAGUGCAUCACUCUGCAAGGUUUAGGGCCAGAUGAGAUGGAGAUCCUGCUCCAGUUCAUGUAUGGAGCCAUUGUGGAUCUGCCUCCUGGAGCCAGUGCCAGUCAGGUGGUGUUGGCGGCAGACAUGUUGGGUUUAGAGGGACUGAAAGAUGUGGUGGAGAUGGUUCUGACCCGAGACUACUGCCGCUUCUUCCCCAAGCCAAUUGACGGGGUUCAGAAAACGGUUCUCGAGUGUCUGUCGCUCACGCACACCUUAGGCCUUCAAAACCUCCACAUGCUGUGUAAGAGGUGGGUGGCUGAUCACUAUGUGAAGACCUGGUGCGAGAGGAACUUUUCCCUCUUGUCCCCGGAGCUCCACGUAGCCUGUCUAACGGCCAUAACUGAAACCAUGACGGUGCAGAGCGCGGUGACCAUGCUCUCUGGCACCGAGCAGUUGCUCGGCAGCCUCCCAGAAGUCAAGUGGGCCCAGCAGGUGAGGAGUCUCGCCACAGAGCUACAGGAGGAGAGCCUGCAUGUCAUUGUCCAGCAUCUCCCCGGAGUCAUCGGCACUCAGGCCUUCCAGGACCUGUGCAGGAGGGAAGAGUUUACCCGCGAGCCCACGUUGUUGAAGAAGCUGUGUUCGGCCAUCCGGGAAGGUGUGACUGUUGACAACUGCUGUGAGCUUUUCGCCGCGGUGCACCUACUGUGUGGCGAUGACAUGGAGGAGGAAGGGUGUCAAAAACCAGAGGAGCCGUUCAGGCAACAGAUUUGUACGCUGCGCAGUCGGCUGUGGACCUUCCUGCUUCAGACCUUUUACGCCGUCCGCCACACGCAGGGAUGGGAGACCCUGUCCUCCAAACACAGAGAGAGGAUACUGGCAGAUGCCAUUGAUAAAGGAGACAAUCGAAGACUUGGCAAAAAGCCUGUAUUUACUAGCGCACAGUCCAGGGCUGUAAAAUGCCCUUCAACCGCACCUGAGAGUCCUCCUGUGCACAGGACACAGAGGGUGUCCGAAAACGCAACCUCUGUAUCCCGUAGUGCUGCGUCGGUCAUGAAGUCUGAUGGACUGGGGACAGCUACCAAACCGGUAGAGGGUCACACAUCCAAGGCGAAGAACGCGAAGAAGCCAGGAGACCGGAGUGUAGUAGCAAAAGCAAAGGCGGCGACAGCCGGUGCGCCGGUUGUCAACGGCACAGGAGCCGCAGGGGCCAGACGGGACGUAGCCAGCGCCAAUGGCUCCAGAAGCUCUCAUGGCGCCAGAGAGCAAGAAAAGAAGUCAAACCCCGGUGCGAGGCCUAAAACAUCUCCCCCGAGCUACACGUCUACAAGCCAGACUGGGGCAAUGAAGGCUCAAAGGAGCUCAGCGGGAAAGGCUGACGGCACGGUUGGGACCAGCAAAGCUCAGCCCAGCACCUCCUCCACAUCAGGCAGCGCCUCGCCAGAGAACGGUGCCAGCAGCCCUCGCAAUGACACCCACUCCAUCCCAGGUGCGAAGCCCAAACACCAGGCUAAGGCGGUGAACAAGUCGCCCCUGACAAAACCUCCUCAGAAAUCCGAUCCAGCAAAGAUCAGCAGUCCUACCAAUAAGUCAAGUGCGAGUGAAAGUGCCAAAGUCAAGACUGGUGCAGCGGAGAAAGCGUCCGCUGGAGGGACGGCAGCAAAGGCAGACGCCAAGGGGAGAGGCCCACCAGACCACCAUGUCUCGAAGCAUGGAUCCUCCGUGAAAAAGCCGUCCUCCCCCAGGAAAGAAGACGGCAAAGACGGGUUGAAAUCCUCAACACCGGACAAAGCAGCCAGUGAAGCUCAUAAAAAGAAGAUCACGAAACCCGCUUCGGCGACUGGCGCCUCAGCUAAAUCCAGUGCUAAACCACCAAAAACCUCUCAAGCCCCAUCCAAGCAAUCUUCAGUUGUAGCUGCCAAGUCUGGACCAAAGACGAAAAGCGCCAUCGAUUUAUCUGCGGAGAAAGCUUCUCCAAAAUCCGGAGGAACCUCCAGAACCUCAGCUUCGUCGGCCUCCAAGAAAUCAGGAACCAAAGGGAAAGAGGCAAUGAACGGUAAUAAUUCAGACUGUCAAACUGAGCCGGCGCCAUCUGAAAACGCUGGGGACGUCGCGACACAUGAAGGAAGUACGGAGAUAGCGCUCUCCGACCAGCCUGCAUCGCGCAGUGCACAUCCAACAAGCCAGAGUGGAGGGGAUUCACUCAGCCUUAAACCGGACGCAAGCCCCAAGCAGAGCCUCCGGAAGUCUGAAAUACAGUCACGAAACACUACGAGUUCACCAGCAGCUCACAAACCCCCCCAUGGCAAAUGUGCUAACGCGGUAACUUGCAAAAAGGCUGAAGGAAAUAAAGCGAGACAGUCUCCAAGCGGUGUCGUCCCAGCUCACAUCAGCGGGAUUCACGAAGUCGGCUCCCCAAAUUCUUCCAGAGACACCCCCUGCAGCAUGGGAGGCACCGACACUCCCGUAGAGGACUCCUCCUGGAGCGGCACCCACCAUCAGGUCAGCCCGGAGUCCGAGACCGGCAGCACACACACCACAUCCUCCGACGACAUCAAGCCCCGCUCGGAGGACUACGACGCAGGCGGCUCGCAGGACGACGACUGCUCCAACGACAGGGGCGUGUCCAAAUGUGGCACCAUGCGCUGUCAUGACUUCCUGGGCCGCAGCAGCAGCGACACGAGCACCCCAGAGGAGCUCAAGAUGUACGAGGGCGGGGCCGGCUUGAGGGUGGAGGUGCGGCUGCGCGGGCGGGAGGCGGAAACCACCAGCGAGGAGGAAGCAGUGAGGCAGCACCUUCGCUCCUGGUUGCAUCGAGACGAGGUUCCCGUCGAGGAGGAGCACUCGGAGGUCGAGGCCACCGUGACUGUGAAAAGCGUGCCCGACCCGCAGCUCUUUUCCUCUGAGGAGGAAGAGGAGGACGAAGAUGAGGAGGCAACGGAAGACGAAAGGUCUGAAGUCGAGGUGAUUCCGGGCCCGCCGCCAACCGAGCCCUCGCCGCUGUUCCAGGGGAUCGUCAACCUGGCUUUCGACGACGACACCAUGAACCAGGAGAACGACCAGCCCGACUACCAGUCGACGUCCAACUUCCGGCGCUCAGUGUUGCUCUCCGUCGACGAGUGCGAGGAGCUGGGCUCGGAGGAGGGCGGCGUCCAAACUCCACCCCAGCAGCCCGAAGACGGCGUGACCCCCUGUGACGUGUUUGAGUCCGACGGCACGGCGCCCCAGUCCAACUCCGCCCCUCCCGUCAGCAACCAACAGAACCGCCUGCCGCGGCGCCCAGAAAGUGCCGACGGUAAGCGCGAACAACGCGGAAACGAAAAAUCCCCCGUGUUCCUCACCGAGAUCCGGGAGCCCGCGCAGGAGGAGGGCAAUGGAGUGAAGUCCAGUGGCCCUCUCCUGGACGCUGACGCGAGGGACCUCCCUCCCCAGGAGCGCCCGUGCCACCUGGAUCUGCGGCACACUGAACAAUACAACGGAGGGCUGCGCAAAAAUCACACCAAUCCCUCAGAAAGCAAGAAAGCUGAUUUACAUCUAGACUUAAAUGAGCCUCAGCUGACAGGGGACUCUCCUGUAAAUGCUGCACAAUCUCCAGCAGGGGACAAUGGUUGUGACAGAUUGGAUCAAACCUGCAAACAUGACCGCCGGCCGUCCAAAGCCCUCUCUCCCAUUUACGAGACGGAUGUGGGAGAAGCGUUUGAGCGCUGCCCGGACAGGGACAGGGACGUUAGUGUGAAGGCCGAGGACGAGGAGCAAAGCGGGGCCGGCGACGAGAGCAAUGAGUUCGCCGAGCGGGACUGGAGCCUGCUCAGGCGGCUUCUCUCGGACCACGAGUCCAAUCUGGGCAUCAUAAACCCCGUGCCCGAGGAGCUCAACCUGGCCCAGUACCUGAUCAAGCAGACUCUGUCGCUGUCGCGCGACUGCCUAGACUCGCAGGGCUUCCUGUCCCCGGAGAAGGAGACCUUCAAACGCUGGGCGGAGCUCAUCUCGCCCAUGGAGGACUCCUCCACCAGCAUCACGGUGACCAGCUUCUCCCCAGAGGACGCUGCCUCUCCACAGGGGGAGUGGACCAUCGUGGAGCUGGAAACGCAUCACUGACUGCACACACACACAAACACAAACACACACACACACACACACACACACACACACACACACACACACACACACACACACACACACACACACACACACACACACACACACACACACACACACACACACACACACACACACACACACAGAGAGAGCGCCUGCCGGACAGUUCACACCUUCUCUCCAAUCUUUGAACGUCUUUACAUCAACUUUGUCUUAAUUCAUUAUAAUUUAUAAUGUUCGGUUUCUCUUUAUGACAUGUCUUAUUUAUUUUUCUUCCGGACUCUGCAGAAAUCUGGGCUUUGCAGCAGCUUAUAUGCAUUUCUCAUCAUGCCCUCGGUCGACUGUUUUUUUUUUGUGGUUUUUUUUACACAUGGGCUGUUAUGCAUGCUGAUAUUUUUCUAUGUCUGACUGUUUAAUUGAUGUUGCUUCGAAGCUCUAGAAAAGAAUAGAGUAAGAAAAAAAAAAAAAGCCACUUUCUCAUGGCAGUCUUCUGAGAAAAUGGUUGACUGAAGUUUCUUAAAGAAAAAAAAAUAUCGGCCUUCUGGCUUGCAUUUAGUGUCAUAUUGGAAAAUAAAGAUUUGUGUC